AUGAAAGAAAUAUUUUAUAAACAUACCACAAGAUAUAACAAUAAAAUGAGAUCAGUCUCCAUUUUACUUUAUGGAAUCAGGUCCAUUACUUCAUUGUCACAUUUCCUGCCUGAGUGCAUAUACCUGCGUGUGUACCUGCUACAGAAAUAUGAAAGUCUUUUAGUUCAUAGACAGUAUGUGCUAAGUUGCUUCAGUCAUGUCCAACUCUUUAUGACCCCAUGCACUGCAGACCACCAGGCUCCUGUGUCCAUGGAAUUCUCGAGGCAAGUAUACCAGGAAUUGAACCCUCUUAUGUCUCCUGCAUUGGCAGGCAGGUUCUUUACCACCAGUGCCACCUGGGACCAUACACCUUAG
Molecule: messenger RNA, 354 nt
Organism: Rangifer tarandus platyrhynchus (Svalbard reindeer)
Lineage: Eukaryota; Metazoa; Chordata; Mammalia; Artiodactyla; Cervidae
Source: the annotation of a GenBank genome assembly